CUUGAUUCCAAAUGUUCUCCUGGAAGUCACCGAUGUUCCUGUCUGCUAUUGAGGACUCAGCACCCACCAUGGCCUCCUUCAGCUAAAUAUCGGCAGAGAUCCUGGUUCAUAGAAGAAAACAAGAGUCAUCCUGAGCCUCUGAUUUUGCAGAAUUUUCAGAUUUCUGUCACUGUGGAUGGCGUCCCCGACCAUCCUAGCACUCGGGUCCUCCAACCAGAGCCAGCUGGCGCCUUCAAACACGACAGCCUGUGACAGUGCUCAGGCCAUCUGGGGCCUGCUGUACCAGGUGCUGCCUGCGUUCAUCAUCGCCAUCUGCAUCUGGGGCCUGCUGGGCAACCUCUUUGUGCUAUCCAUCUUCCUCCUGCCCCGGCGGCGUCUGAACGUGGCCGAAAUCUACUUGGCCAACCUGGCGGCUUCUGACCUGGUGUUUGUCUUGGGCUUGCCCUUCUGGGCAGAGAACAUCUGGAACCACUUUCACUGGCCCUUCGGGGACGCCCUGUGCCGCAUCGUCAAUGGCGUCAUCAAGGCCAAUCUGUUCAUCAGCAUCUUCCUGGUGGUGGCCAUCAGCGGGGACCGGUACCAUGCACUGGUGCACCCCAUGGCCAGCCAGCGGCGGCGGCGGCGGCGGCAGGCCCAGGCCAUCUGCAUGCUCAUCUGGGGCUUAGGCGGCCUCCUCAGUGUCCCCACGUUCCUGUUCCGCACCGUGGAGACUGUCCCAAAUCUAAAUAUCUCCGCCUGCGUGCUGCGGUUCCCGCACGAGGCCUGGCACCUCGUGCGGACAAUGAAGCUGACCGUGGUGGGCUUCCUCCUCCCGCUGGCCACCAUUGUCUUCUUCAACUACCACAUCCUGGCCUCCCUGCGGGCGUCCAGGCAGCGGGAGGUGAGCCAGACCAGGCGCGGGGGCCCCACGAGCCGCAAGACCACGUUGCUGAUCUUCACGCUGGUGGUGGCCUUCCUGGUCUGCUGGGCCCCCUUCCACUUCUGUGCCUUCCUGGAGCUCCUGUUAGAAGUGCGUGCCAUGCAGAGCUGCUUCUGGGAGAACUUUACAGACCUGGGCCUGCAGUUCGCCAGCUUCUUUGCUUUCAUCAACAGCUGCCUGAACCCAGUGAUCUACGUCUUGGUGGGCCGGCUUUUCAGGACCAAGGCCUGGGAGCUUUAUAAACAAUGGACACCAAGGAGUCCCUCUCCAGGCCUCAGCCCAUAAGAAAGAAAUCCUCCAACUUUGCUGGAGGGGUUAAAGCAGUGCUGAGCCAAGAAGCUCGGCUCCGUCACCAUGCUUUCUGACACAGUGGUCACUAUUGCAGAUGGUGGGAUAAUGCAGGACUGCUGGGACCUGGUCCCUGGGGCCUGGACUAUUUCUGUGGCCACCCAGACCUUACAGAUGCACUUGCAGUCUGGAGGCGGGGAGCUUCCUGGGUGAUCUGGGUGACCCCAAUGUAACUACAAAGUUUCUCCAAAGGAGGCCAGAGGCUGCGUGACGCAGAAGCCGGAGGUCGGCUGAGACAAGCUCAGGGCCACGGGCCAAGGACAGAGGGUGGCUCUGGUGAGAAGA
This is a messenger RNA of Condylura cristata (star-nosed mole), 1552 nucleotides long. It is a transcript of the gene BDKRB1, whose product is annotated as bradykinin receptor B1. Lineage: Eukaryota; Metazoa; Chordata; Mammalia; Eulipotyphla; Talpidae. Bases 176 to 1204 code for a protein of 342 amino acids. Gene Ontology annotation, molecular function: bradykinin receptor activity. The record is from RefSeq and is a predicted model, not a curated record. Gene Ontology annotation, cellular component: membrane. Gene Ontology annotation, biological process: response to mechanical stimulus; immune response; inflammatory response. The transcript is spliced from 3 exons.